GUCUCGUCGUUUCCCGCCUCAACACACGCCGGUCAGUCGUCAACAGCACCGCACGUUGUUUAUUCGUCUUUGUAUUCACAUACGCACGUAAAAUAUAACCAUCUACCUAUAAAAUCGUAAAUUAAAAACUUAUCGAAACCACAUAUUCUCGUCGUAGUAUCGUAUAGUGGCUUAGUGGACUGCAACGAUCCGUUAGCGUUUUCGAUAUAGUUAAUAGUAUAAUACUAGAAUCUCAUAAUUGUAUUAGUUUUUAUUUUUUUUUCGUCGACACGAUAGUUUGACUCUGAGUGCGUUCCGAAAAUCCAACAUCGAGGACCCACGAAGCAGCGUACUGUAGACUUCCGAUCAAGUGUCAGUGACAUUUGUUCCGGACGUGCACACACAUUACUUCGAUAUCCUCAGUAGAUAUUACACUACACCUAUAAUUUUACACGUGAGUCGUUGGCUUUAUCCGUUGCUCCGUCACCCAUUGUAGACUUCUGACAGACAUCGAGCAAACGGCGUCGACGUCAAUAUGACGACUUCCGUGGCCUGACCAGUGCUAUUCUACCACAUCAGCCGUUCGAUAGCGAGAACAGAUACGACAUUUACAUACCUAGCGAUAGACUGAUAUACGCCGCUUCGUGAUGAAUCGGUCCACUUAUGCGGCCGCUCUGGUAGUGGCCAUUGCGCUCAGCCGCGUCGUAACCGUCACAGGAUCCGAAGAGUCAGUGGCCGUGACAACGAAUACGGAGAUGACUAUGACUACGGACGAUCCACAGAGUCAGCUGAUGGACAUGGUGGACGGGCUAUUGGACGCGGCUGAUUCGUAUCAGCUGGCGCCGGGCGUUCGGAUCAAGCGGUCCGCCGAGGAUACAGCCGAAACCACCGUCGAUAGUCAGGCCGACCGAGAUCACGAUCCCGAGAAGUAUCUGAUCGACAGGCUGGCCCGGUACGCUGGCACGCAUGUUCUGGAUGUCGAUUUUGCUGAGAUGUUCCAAACGUCCGGAAGAUCGUUCUUCAAACAUCAUUUGCCCAGAUUUAACUUUGGUAAGAAUUCAUUUUUGACUGGUUUCGGAUUGGGUUUUUUGGCGUUCGGCUUGAAGAAAUUAUUGCUUCCGGUUAUCAUCGGUGCGCAGAUCAUCAAAUCCAUUGCACUUGCCGCUCUGUUACCGACACUUUUAGGUAGCGUCGGAAAAGUAGUUUCAAAAGGCGUGUCGAACUUCGCGUCGAGUUCAUCGCACUUUGGGCCUGGAGCCGGUUCGGAUGGUUUGAGCGACUUUGAAUUUAAAGACCAACAAUCAAACAUCGGUCUGGGUUACGACACGGCUGGUGCCGCGGACACUUCAGGUUCGGAAACGGGUUACCAGAGUAUUUGGACGUAUCCACCAGAUAACAAUGCGAAUGCGAUAACCGCGAGUUACAGUAGCAACAACAGGUAUCCACUGAAAUAUGGCCAAAAUACUGUAUCCAGCACCAAGCUCCAGUCGGGUAAUUAUUACACAAAGGACAAGACCGAGGACUUUAAGGUAUUCCACACGAUACCAGCCAGCUCGCACCUGUUGGCCAACUACGAUCCAUUUUACAGUCCACUCUUGUCCAGAAUCGACACGGUAUACAAGCAGCUUGGAUACACAACUGAACCCUGCCGGGAACGAUUGGUGUGUCAGAUGUACAAGAACCCAGCCAAGUUCGCGCCAUACAGCAAUCUCGUAUCAGCGCAACUCAGCAGAGAGCUGAACGAAUUGCGCAAACCGUCGUCCGAGAAUCCAGAGAUAUUGCGAUUUUUCAAGUACAUGAAAGCCGCCAAAGAUGGUCAAGACAACAAAAAUUGUGAGAUGAUAUUCUCGUCGUGCGUUUCCCAAAGAUCGCCAGACGAUUCGGUGCCCAUGAUGACCACAUACAACGAAAUCAACAAACUGGUACAGGCCCGAAACGCAAAAAGACUGGCGGAAUCGUCCACUGUUUCCGAAGACGUUAAGUCGGAAUCAUCCAUCGUCGCUGAUGACGUAAAGGCAGAAUCGUCCAUCGUAGCUGAUGACGUAAAGUCAGAAUCAUCCAUCGUCGCUGAUGACGUAAAGUCAGAAUCGUCCACCGUUACUGAAGACGUUAAGUCGGAAUCGUCCAUUGCCGCCGACGACGUAAAGUCAGAAUCAUCCACUGUCGCUGACGUAGAGUCGGUAUUAACAUCGAAAUGAGUGGUGUGAAAAACGACGUUUUUUGAUCCAUGACGCAGCGUGGCAACAUAUAUUCAAAGUCAUUAGGAAAUAUAUACGAUACCUCGUCUAGCUCAACGUAGUUUUGUAGUUGUAGUUAUUCUGUAUAGUUACGGUUAUAUAGUUAGUAUGCGGAAUGCGCACACAUCAUAGGAUUAUAGUUAUUUAUUGAGCGCGCGGCGUACUGUUAUAUAUCGGUAUAACGCGCCCGUCGUAUUUUUAUCAUAAAAAUAAUAAUAAUAAUUUAUUGUGUAUACGCCGUGAACAUAAUAUUUCGAUAAUUUGUCAUAGUUUUUGCGCCUAAUCGAGCUGGAUACUUUUAUAUUAAUUAUAUUCUUUGUUCGAUCGAAAUACGCAGAGUGCCAAUAUUGGGAUCGUCGCUCUACUGACAAAUUCGUCGAACUUUAUGUUUUCGAUACCUAUUAAAUAUAGUUUACUGCUGAAAUGAUUUCGGUUAAUUUGGACAGAAGUUGUCUAAAUUAUAUCAAGUUUGGUCAAUAUAUAAAAUCAUAUUUCUAGUUCCAUUCUUGGUAUAUUUAUUUAUUUGUUUAUUUAUUCGAUUUUGAGUUGCUCAACCUGAACAGCCGAAAUAAGUUUUCGAAACGGUUUAAAAUAUAACUUGUGAUAUCGGUACAAUCAUUAUGUAAAUAUACCAAUAUAGCUUACUUCGUUAUCAUACUAUUAUGGCGAUGAUUGGUUUAUAAUAAAAUUAACAGUAUUCCUAAUUUUUACGAAGAACAUUUCGAAACGUUACGAAGAUUUUAGAAUAUCUAUGUUAUUGGUUGAACAUGUUACUAUAAACCAUAUUAUAAGACAGAAACGUGGCUUAAUAUUUAUUAUUAUAUUAUAUCGUAUUCAGAAACUUCUUGAAAAUAACACUUUUACGUUGUGUUGAAUUUUAACUAAUAACUAAUACUAACGUAACAGUUAUAGGUAGGUAUCACACAUAGAUACUAUACUAUAUUUGUACAAUAUUGAAAAUUAUUUGUUAUCAAUAAAAUUAAGUGCCUAAUUUAUUGUGUCAGUGAUAUUAUUAUAAUAAUAUUAUUUAUUUAAUUUUAUAUUUUAUUCCAUCUUUGUUUAUCCAAUACGCAAGAUCUGGUUAAUUUUACUUUGCGGGUGAUUUAAUAAUGUUGUUGAUUACAUUUAAUGAUUGUAUCCAACGUGUGUAUUUAUAUGAUAUAAUAUUAUAUUGUUUUAAGUUAAUUAUAAAUUAAUAUAUUUAUUAAUAUUUUAUAAUUUUGUAAACACCAAACACAUAAUGUACCUAUAGCCAUACAAUGUAGAUAAAAUAUAACAUACAAUAAGUAAUGAGAUAGUUGUAUAUCUAUCAUUGAUGUAUUGAGUAUGCAACUGUAAAUUCAUUUUAUUAGUAUUAUUAUAGUCAGUAUUUUGUAAAUUAUUUAUGCACUAAUCAAACACAGUUGAUUAUAUAAUUUUUUAUAAUCGAAUUGAAAUUAUUGUUAUCUUUUCGUUAAGCUUCUGUACUUUCAAAAUACUUCCAUUGUUAGCUUUAAUAUAAAAAAAACUUUUCAUUUAAAAAUAUUAUUAUCAAUAAAUUAUGUAUAUUUAUUUGUUAUUGUUUGUUAGUAAUAUUUAUUAUUCAAUGUUAUAACUAGUGUGAGCUAAUUUUGGUUAUUAUAGCGUAUAGGCCGUUUAUAUCUUAAUAUUCUUAACUUAAAACACAAAAAUACUUUUAACUGUAAUUACCUUAUAUUAAAUUCAGCAUAUUAUAAUAAAUAAUAGUAAGGUAAUACAUACUAGUACAUAUAACAUUCUUUUGAAUAUAUAAAAUAAAAUAUCUAAUUCAAUUGUUUA
Messenger RNA from Rhopalosiphum padi (bird cherry-oat aphid), 4013 nucleotides. RefSeq lists its product as uncharacterized. The record is from RefSeq and is a predicted model, not a curated record. The transcript has 7 exons. NCBI's taxonomy places the organism in Eukaryota, Metazoa, Arthropoda, Insecta, Hemiptera, Aphididae. Bases 627 to 2177 code for a protein of 516 amino acids.